Amphibalanus amphitrite is the source of this 1062-nucleotide messenger RNA. RefSeq lists its product as uncharacterized. Lineage: Eukaryota; Metazoa; Arthropoda; Thecostraca; Balanomorpha; Balanidae. The transcript has 3 exons. The record is from RefSeq and is a predicted model, not a curated record. The coding region runs from base 202 to 510 and encodes 102 amino acids.
GCCGGCCGGCGCCGGCGCAGUGUGGUCACCGCCGACACCGAGUCGGAGGAGGAGCGGCUGAUCCGUCAGCUCAGCUCGGACGAGGAGGAGGCGGAGCCGGGCGGCCGGCGCGCGCGGCGCCGGCCCUCGCUCCGCCAGCAGCACGGCGGCCGCUGCCGCAGACAGCCGCGCAAACGGUACGCCGAGCGCAGUGAGAGCGACAUGGAGGCUAGCGACGGCGAGCGGCGCGCCCGGCGGCACCCGAGCCCCCAGCGGCCGGCCAAACCGUCGCCCAGCAAAAUAGAACUGGUGCAGCAGGUGGGCGCCGUGUGCAUGUACUGCGACCUGCCCUCCUCGCGGCGUAACGAGCUGGCCGUGUGCCAGUCGUGUCCGAGCAUGUACCACCGUCGCUGCGCCAGCGCGGCCGGCCUCGUGGACGCCUGGCAGUGCCGCCAGUGUGUGCUGCCUGCCGAGCACCGCGCCCGUCCCAUCCGACCGCGCAUCAGCCAGGAUUUCGAGUAUGAAGAGUGAGGAGAUAGACGCUGUUAGAAUAUUUUCGUACUGUUGUACAGGCCGGCCGGGGCGACCGACGGGCUGUGUUGACGUCGGCUCGGUGGCGGUGAGUGGGGCCGGGCACGGCGCCCCCCCCCCCCCCCUCCCUCCCCUCGCCCGCGCCCCACUUCCACACAGUGACUGGCGGAGGCCGAGGGAGGGGCACUCCGGUCACCGAGUGUGCGCUUUUUCGCGGACUGUGAGCGAGUGAGCGCGUUGUUUUGAGCCCAGCGGGGCGCGACCGGUCGUUGGCGAAGAGAGCGACAGUGAGCCGCGGGUGGGCGUCCCGUCGCGACUCCGGUCGUCUGUUGUACGCUAGUAUUAGCUGCGCCGCGCGCCCGCGCGCGCCUGUGCUCGUUGCCGGUCAUUCCUUUUAGCGUAGUCGGCUGUGGCGGCGCGUCGGCCGCCGUAACUCGAAGGCGACCCCAGUACCUGCUCCCCUGGCGGCGGGCCGCCGCCGCGUAGUCGGUGUUCGGCCUAUUUAAAUGAUGUUUCUGAUGCUCGAGAAAAAAUAUAUGACUUCUACUUCCC